CCUCUCACUAAAUUCACUCCGCGCCUCUCUCUCUCUCGCUCGCUCGCUCUAGAACCCUACCUCCCACCUGUCUCCUCUCUCCUCACUCGACACCCUUCUUUCUCUCUAUCUCUCUCUCUCUCUUCAAAUUUGGAUCGCCCGCGUUCAAUUCACGCCCUCACUCUUCAAAACCCUAUAUCUGUCUAUCUCUUUUUCUCUCUCUUUCUAAUUUGGCCAUUGUUGUUAAUUUUCUCUCUCCUCGAUUUCGGACCACAACAAACCCUAUUUUCUCUGCAAACUAUUUAGCUACACCAUGAGGAAGGAUACGAAGAGAAAGGCCAGCCAAAAGGUGGAGCCGAAAUCUACAGAAGAGACCACGAGCAAAGAGGCGAGCCAAUCUAAGGUUACAGAAGAGACUACGAGCAAAUCUAACGUGGAAACAACAACCUCCAACAAGGAGUCAAGCAAAGCUGGUAGAAGAGCUAAGCGAGUCAAGGCUUCCAGGCCUGAAUCCGAGCCCCAGUUCUUUCCUGAAAAGCGUAAUUUGGAAGACCUAUGGCAACAGGUUUUCCCAGUUGGGACGGAGUGGGAUCAGUUGGACCAUGUUUAUCAGUACAAGUGGAAUUUCUCAAAUCUAGAAAAUGCAUUUGAAGAGGGUGGAGAACUAUAUGGGCAAAAAGUCUACCUUUUUGGUUGCACUGAGCCUCAAUUGGUCUUUUUCAAUGGUGAAGGAAAAGUAACCUGCAUACCUGUUGUAGUUGCUGUUGCAUCUCCUUUUCCACCUUCUGACAAAAUCGGGAUUAACUCUGUCCAAAGGGAGGCCGAGGAAAUUGUGCCCAUGAAGCAGAUGAAGAUGGAUUGGGUCCCAUACAUUCCAUUGGAAGACAGAGAUUCCCAAGUUGAAAGACUCGCAUCACAAAUUUUUAUUCUAAGCUGUACGCAAAGAAGGGCUGGUUUAAGACAUUUGAAGUUGGAGCGUGUUAAGAAAUUUGAGUACUGCUUACCUUAUUUCUAUCAGCCCCUUACGGAAGAUGAACUUGAACAGAGCACCAUUGUGCAAAUCAUAUUUCCAGCUGAAGAAAAGCCAGUAUUCUGUGAGUUUGAUUGGGAGCUCGAUGAACUAGAGGAAUUUACUGAUAAGCUCAUUGAGGAGGAAGAGUUGUCUGAAGAUCAGAAGGAUGCUUUUAAGGAUUUUGUGAAGGAGAAGGUUCGUGAAGGGAAACGAGCUAAUCGUGAGGCAAGGGAAGCACGGAAGAAAGCAUUAGAAGAAAUGAGUGAGGACACAAAGGCUGCAUUCCAGAGUAUGAAGUUUUACAAGUUCUAUCCCAUGCCAACGCCUGACACUCCUGAUGUCUCCAAUGUCAAGUCUCCAUUUAUAAACAGAUAUUACGGGAAGGCUCAUAAAGUUCUGUGAUUUGAUGCCGAGGACCAAUUGUAUGCAGAUCAUAUAUCCUAUACUUGAGGAGAAAACUAAUUUUCUCAUUUGGGAUUCAGAAGAACCCAGCCUGAGGUUAUUGAUUUGGUUCUUCUUCUAAAUGUAAACCCGUAGUUUUUAGAAUCAUUAGAGGAAGAAAGAAUAGAUAAAGAGAAUAAUAAUAAAGUGGUCUUAAUACCAUCGGAUAUUUGUAGGAUACAAUGCCGAGGCAUCCAAUUUUGGGAACUGUUUAUUUGGCAUGAUCAGUAGUUGGGAAUUAUCAGUUUAGUUUGGUUUAAUCUUCCUCAGUAAUUUUUUUUUUGUUGUUGCAAUACCUUCGUUCUGUAAUUUUGUUUUUGCCCAGAAAAAAGAGACCUUAGUUGUGUAAUAUUGGGAGUUGAGUUCUACAACAUUAUGAAUGGGAGAAUUAGUUUAUUGAAUCAUUUUAAGAGCCUUUGGGGGGGAUCAUAUAUCU
Messenger RNA from Camellia sinensis, 1868 nucleotides. Its product is annotated as Serine/Threonine-kinase. Gene Ontology annotation, biological process: regulation of cellular response to heat. The record is from RefSeq and is a predicted model, not a curated record. NCBI's taxonomy places the organism in Eukaryota, Viridiplantae, Streptophyta, Magnoliopsida, Ericales, Theaceae.